Aspergillus alliaceus is the source of this 1454-nucleotide messenger RNA. RefSeq lists its product as uncharacterized. The transcript is spliced from 4 exons. The record is from RefSeq and is a predicted model, not a curated record. Gene Ontology annotation, molecular function: NADP binding; flavin adenine dinucleotide binding; N,N-dimethylaniline monooxygenase activity. Bases 1 to 1437 code for a protein of 478 amino acids. Lineage: Eukaryota; Fungi; Ascomycota; Eurotiomycetes; Eurotiales; Aspergillaceae.
AUGUCCCAAAAUAAAAGUAUCGCCAUUAUCGGCACCGGUCCUGCUGGAGCCAUUGCGGUCGAUGCGCUAGUUCAGGAAAACUCGUUCGAUUUAAUCCGCGUCUUUGAAAGACAAGAAAAGGCCGGCGGGUGUUGGGUCUCACGAGAAAACGAGAAUGCUGUACCUUUGGAUAUUGACAACCUUUCAGCCAGAACUGCAGAUGGGCCGGUUCCAAUUCCCGCCAAUCUGCCUCAACAUGUUCCCACAUUGUCUCAGCAUCGCUACUUUGACUCUCACGUCUACCCCACUUUGCACGCCAAUGUGGAUGCCUCGGUCAUGGAGUACUCUCAGGAACAGAUUCCGAGAAUCCUCUCGGAAUGGUCUGUUGGCGUCCAUGGACCGGAUACUCCUUUCCGCCAUCACACGGUGAUCAGGCAGUAUAUCGAGGAUCUAUUAAACCGAAAUGGUUACCAAGAUCUUGUGGAGUACAAUACGACUGUUGAGAGAGCGGAAAAGGAUGCCAAGACCGGCAAAUGGACCUUGACUUUGCGGCGUGCUGGUCAACCGAAUGGCUUCGAUUACUGGUGGACCGAAACCUUCGAUGCUUUGGUGGUUGCCUCAGGGCAUUAUGCGGUACCAUAUGUACCUGCAAUCGCAGGACUUAAAGAGUUUGCGGCGAAAUACCCAGGCAGUGUGGAGCAUACGAAGCAGUACCGUGGCCCCGAACGGUACAAGGGCAAGUGCGUAAUCACCGUUGGAGCUUCUGUUUCCGCGGCAGACACCGCCGUUAGUCUGGUGAACCAUGCAAAGAGUCCCGUUUAUGCUGUUGUGCGCGGAAAAUACAACGCUUACUUCGGAGACGAAGCAUUCAGGCACCCGCAGAUCGAGCGUCGACCACCGAUCUCGCACAUAUCUAGCGAUAAUGGGGAGCGGACAGUGCACUUUGAAGAUGGGACUUCAGUAUCAGACGUGGACCAUAUCAUCUUUGGUACUGGCUUCACAUGGACCUUGCCUUUCUUACCCGAUAUCCCAAUUCGAAACAACCGUGUACCGGAUCUCUAUUUGCACGUGUUCCAUCAGCGGGAUCCCUCUCUAGUGUUCUUAGGAGCGGUUGGUGCUGGGUUGACUUUCAAAGUCUUCGAAUGGCAAGCCGUAGCCGCCGCGCGCGUUCUGGCCGGAAAGGCACAGCUGCCGUCUCUGGAAGAGCAGCGGAGGUGGGAAGAAGACCGCAUCGCGAAGAAGGGUGAUGGCCCGGGAUUCUUAAUGCUGAACCCCGACUUUGAGACGUACUUCGAGCAGCUCCGACAGCUCGCGGGCGAGCCUGCCGAGGGAGAACCGGGACGGAGACUACCGCCGUUCAAGCAGCAGUGGGUGCAUACUUUCAAUGCUGGACAUCAACGGCGGAUCCGCAUGUGGAAGAGAGCUAAUAAGGCUGCUGGGACACAGAGCAAGCUAUAGAGAUAGAUAUGUAUGCU